Messenger RNA from Clunio marinus, 874 nucleotides. NCBI's taxonomy places the organism in Eukaryota, Metazoa, Arthropoda, Insecta, Diptera, Chironomidae. The record is from the annotation of a GenBank genome assembly.
UCAAUUAAUCUUAAGCUGCUUAUUUCGCUCUCAAAAAUUAAAAUAUUGAAUCGUUAAACUUUCGAACGAAGGGAAAAAAAAUCCUCGAUAAUUUCUCGCGUGUAGGCAGUUAAAUGUAUUUUAAUUAAAUUAUUAACAUUAAAAACGCGCCGUAUUAAUAUUAUUGAAGAAAAAAAAUGCAUAAAUCGAAAGCAAACUUUGUAUUGUUGCCACUUGUAUUGAGACGUACUGAAUGCACGAUCGUACAUAUUUAAAAAGAUGUAAAAAAAAUUGUUUUCCGCGUUUGGUGACCUCUAAACAAUAAUAAAUGCUUAGAGUGAAAAUGACUAGAGACUCUUUAGGCUGCAAGUAGUCGAUUCAAACUAAAACUAAUAUCUACACUUCAAUUAUUUAGGUAAAAGGAAAAGGCGCAACAUUCUGUUCAGUAAUUUUUCUAGAACUAUUGUUUUGUUUAUCUCGUUUGUAUUGUUGAAGCAGCUAGAUAAACUAAUGACAAACUGAUAGCUCAUCAUAAACUGCACAUUGCAAUAGAACACAAAGGGAACUUUAGACAAAAAGGGAAAUUUUCAUGACUGUGCUGUGAGAUAUUGUUUGAUUGUGCUCCAGGCGAUGUUGUUUGAACGAGUUCAAUUGUGGGUGUAUUAGAAAAGCUUCCAGACUCAUAAUGGAAAAUGCAAAUGAUGGAAAAUUUCUCUUAUUUAUUUCAUCAGAUGCAGAAAAUAAAAAUUGGCAACAGACGAUCUUAAAUAAUAAAUAAAAAAAAGAAGAUAGAAAGGCUUUCAAAUGAAAUAUAAAUUGGCUGAGUGAAGAUUGUCCAAUAAACGAUUUCAAAUGAAUAAUAAAAGCAUAAGCAAGCAGAGAGAUUUUCCAAAAU